This is a messenger RNA of Talaromyces rugulosus, 2223 nucleotides long. RefSeq lists its product as uncharacterized. Gene Ontology annotation, molecular function: DNA-binding transcription factor activity, RNA polymerase II-specific; RNA polymerase II cis-regulatory region sequence-specific DNA binding; zinc ion binding. Gene Ontology annotation, biological process: regulation of transcription by RNA polymerase II; DNA-templated transcription. Lineage: Eukaryota; Fungi; Ascomycota; Eurotiomycetes; Eurotiales; Trichocomaceae. Gene Ontology annotation, cellular component: chromatin. The record is from RefSeq and is a predicted model, not a curated record. The transcript has 4 exons. The coding region runs from base 1 to 2223 and encodes 740 amino acids.
AUGAACAGCACGCCACAGCCAUCCUCUUGCGUUUUCUGCAAGGCCUCAUUCAGCCGCCCUGAUGCCCUCAAACGCCACUGGACUACAUGUAAAGUCCGCCUCGCCGAGUCUUGGGAACUGCCCCAGAUAUCUUCAAAGGCAAGGGGCCGAAAGCGCAAGGCCUGUGAUAGAUGUGCCCGCCAAAAAAGAGCCUGCGUGCUGAAGAAUAAUCGUCAAACAUGUCAGCCAUGUGCCGUCCAGAACAAGGAGUGUUCCUAUCGCAGAAUCGCAGAUGCCGCUACCGAGCACCAAGAUCAGCCAAAUGAUCUGAAUUGUUCCAAUUGGGCGGCCACCGGUCGGGAAUCCACUACAGAUGAAUUUCCUUCUGGGGUCUCCAUGGGCGCUGUUCCACAAAGCGCCGUCCAACAAUCUCAAUGUCGAGAAACCGUUGCCAAAAGUAAUCCCAGCUUCGAUCUCGCCCAUCAGAGAAUUAGCUGGACCUUUUUUCAAGAAUUUAACCUGGGUAGAAGCCAGAACUGCCGUCCAACGGAACUGAAUAUCGCACUCGUUGCUAAGUUUCCGUUCCUUGGAAGAGUGGCCAAGGCCCAUGGGUUCGUUGGCACAUUCGAGUGUGGCAGUGUCGAACAUCGUUCAACAGUAUCAAAGAGGCUCUGGAAACCAUAUGCAUAUCGAGGUGUUUCUGAAGUGUGGAAACGAGGUCUCCCAUCUGGCCCAAUGUUAUCCUCGAAUUAUACUCCUUCCAUACAGGCCGAUGGCCUAAAUUUACCGACUGCAACAAAUUUGCAUGAUUUCUCUAAUGAUUCGAAAUUUGGAGACCCGCCCAGAAAGCUAUAUUCUACGAGCAUGAUGCAGGCCCCUGAGACGUAUUCUGUUGGGUCCACGACGAACCAGCACAUGAGUGUACUUAAUGUGAACUCACAUCUUAAUGCUUGUCCAGGUCAGGGCAGCGAUGACAACGCUUUAUUAUCAAUUAAGACUUACGAAAUAGUCAACGCGAUCCGCAAUGCUAUUAUCGACAAGCCCAAAAACAGUACGGUUACCGUUACUUGGUCAUACCAACUAGAAACAAUGUGCUAUCAAUUCUUUUGCCCUACUAAUAUCGAAAAGUUCCUGGCACUAUACUGGUCCUGCUGGUAUCCCAAUUGGCCUACUAUCCAUCAACCCACAUUCGACUCGGUCACGGUGGAUUUCACCCUUGUCACAGCUAUGGUUAUACUUGGAGCAUGUCUCUCUCCUAAUCAACGAGACCAUGACACGGCAAACAUUUGGUUCAAUGUUAUCGAAGAAAUCACAUUCAAUCAUGAAGUAUUUUCUGGAAACACUACCUGCGAAGACCAGGAUGAAAAUACUGUGGCCUCUCUCAGCUCUCGUAUCAAUAUUCUCCAAGCCGCCUAUUGCGUAUGCCUUUAUCAGACUUGGGAAGGUUCGAAACAGAGUAAACGGCGUGUCCGAAGACAUCGCUUUAAUUCUAUAAUCUGGCUGGCUCGGGACAUUGGGUUUAAUCAUGCUACCCUAAAGUCUGUCAGUACCGCAGAUAUAACAGAGUUUGAGUGGAACGACUUUAUUAUUAGGGAGUCUACAAUUCGGCUCUUCACAUACAUUUACAAUUUAGAUUCAGCAUAUGCUAUGUUUUGCGGUCAACCGCCCAGACUACUCUUUCAGGAGCUUAGGUUUGACCUCACGGCUCCUGAGGCUUGCUUCCAGGCUGGAUCUGCCGAGGAAUGCUUUGUUACCUUGAAGUCUUGGAGGCAAACCCAGAUUGGGUACGGAGACGUUACCAUAUUGUCAGCAGUGAAAGCUCUUUGUCACGAAAGUCUAGGCAAUUUUGAUCACUUUUUCGCGACAUUAAGUGUGCUUAACAUGUUCACAAUCAUUUCAGCACUAUAUGCAAUUGUUUUCCAAUUAAAAAGCUCGCCGCUACCUAUACCUGAUACAACGUGGAUAAGAGUAGGCCUCCAACGCUGGGGGCGCCUUUGGCCAUCGCCAGUUCGGGACGAGGAGCUUUCCGCAAGAUUUACAGAGUCCGAACCAGAUGGGUGGAAAGGAGUCGGGUUUAUGCGAUAUGCCCCAGAGUACUGGCUUUUGACGAACCUGGUACUAAACCAAAUACUGCCUGGAACAGGGCUCAGCACGGCGAAAGGUCUUGAAGAUACGACACGCGACGAUGACACUGGAAUGUCUCAACUUAACGCCUUGGUGGCGGAAUUUCGCAUCAAACCUUGA